Dentiscutata heterogama is the source of this 1005-nucleotide messenger RNA. NCBI's taxonomy places the organism in Eukaryota, Fungi, Glomeromycota, Glomeromycetes, Diversisporales, Gigasporaceae. The record is from the annotation of a GenBank genome assembly.
AUGUCCAAGAAUCACAAUGAUAUUUAUGAUUAUAGACACCCGCUUUAUAUUGGUAAAUGGCGAAAGUCUGUCGUGUGCCUAACCAAAGAUUUUGCAAACGACAACUUAGACGAGCCUCAUUUGAAACGAAGAACCACAAUUUUGAGCCAAUAUCCUGAAAUUGAAAGACUAUACGGAUACGACUUCAGUACUGCAAUUAUCGCUAUUGUAAGCACAAUGGUUCAAGUGCUUGCAACAUAUGCAUUUAGUCACCUCCUGGUUGAUUGGAAUUGGACAAUAUUCUUUUUUUCAUUUGUCAUUGGAGGGAGUAUGACGCAAAUUUAUAGCGCAGUAAUUCAUGAAACAGCGCAUUGCCUCGCGGCAAGUACUGAGAUGCAGAACCGUAUUUUGGGUCUUAUUGCAAAUAUAGCCAUACCAAUACCUAUAGCUAUGUCCUUUCGUCGAUACCAUUUAGAACAUCAUGCUUUUCUAGGAGUAAAUGGGAUAGAUCUGGAUUUACCUUUAAAGUGGGAAAGAGAGAUUAUUAGUGCUAUGUUAAAGAGUCCACAACCGUGGGAGUAUAUAAAUUUCGUUUUUACUUUCUUAAUGGAUAUUCUUAUAUACCAUUACUGUGGCUAUCGUGGAUUAUUAUAUCUAUUUAUGUCAUUAUGGUUUGGUUUUAGCAUCCAUCCAGCAGCAGCACGUUUUAUUCAAGAACAUUAUACGUUUGAUGAUGGUCAAGAAACCUAUUCUUAUUACGGAAAUCUUAAUAAAAUAUUUAUGAAUAUUGGAUAUCACAAUGAACAUCAUGAUUUUCCACAGAUACCGUGGACAAGACUUCCCGAAGUUCAUAAUAUUGCAACCGAAUAUUACGAUAACCUCGCUUAUCAUACGUCGUGGUUUAUGGUUCACUGGAAUUUUAUUUCGCAAAAGCAGUUUGGGCCACAAUGUCGUGUAACUAGAAGUCUUAAAGCUCAUAAAAAAGGUCGAAAAUUGUUAGCAACCUUAAAAAGGAUGUUAUCAUAG